Molecule: messenger RNA, 1389 nt
Organism: Miniopterus natalensis
Lineage: Eukaryota; Metazoa; Chordata; Mammalia; Chiroptera; Miniopteridae
Gene: FAM81A
Product: family with sequence similarity 81 member A
Source: RefSeq, a predicted model, not a curated record
GAUGUGAAUUACUAAAAAAGAAAAAUGGCCCAACGGAGCACUGUAUUUCCUUCUCUUGUCACCAAGGAAAGGUAUAAUAUACGGAAAAUAUGCAUCUAAGGCGAGUCAGGACCAUGCCCCGACACAGCCAGUCCCUGACCAUGGCACCCUACUCCGUCAGCCUAGUGGAGCAGCUGGAGGACAGGAUCCUCUGCCACGAGAAGACGACCGCCGCCCUCGUGGAGCACGCCUUCCGAAUUAAAGACGACAUCGUCAACAGUUUGCAGAAAAUGCAAAACAAAGGGGGCGGCGACCGCCUGGCCAGGCUUUUCUUGGAGGAGCACAUCAGAAACAUAACUGCCAUAGUGAAGCAGCUUAAUCGGGAUAUCGAGGUACUCCAGGAGCAGAUCCGCGCCCGGGACAACAUUAGCUAUGGAACUAACUCUGCCUUAAAGACUCUGGAGUUGCGUCAGCUGUCGGGUUUGGGGGAUCUCCGGGGGAGAGUGGCAAGAUGUGACGCCAGCAUAGCCAGACUCUCCGCAGAGCACAAAUCGACCUACGAGGGGCUUCAGCACCUGAACAAAGAACAGCAAGCUGCCAAACUUAUCCUGGAAACGAAAAUCAAGGACGCAGAGGGGCAGAUUUCUCAGCUUUUGAACAGAGUGGACUUGUCAAUAUCAGAGCAGAGCACCAAACUGAAGAUGUCCCACAGAGAUAGUAACCACCAGCUUCAGCUUUUGGACACUAAAUUUAAAGGUACGAUCGAGGAACUCAGUAACCAGAUUUUAUCUGCACGGAAUUGGUUGCAGCAGGAACAAGAACGGAUAGAAAAAGAACUUCUACAGAAAAUUGAUCAGCUCUCCUUGAUUGUUAAGGAAAACAGUGGAGCCAGUGAAAGGGACAUGGAGAAGAAGCUCAGCCAGAUGUCAGCCCGACUCGACAAAAUAGAAGAGAGUCAAAAGCAGCACAUGGAAGCACAGAGGAUAAAAGAAGGCGAGAGGGUGCUGGGGCGAAUCAGCAAGCUGGAGCUGCAGAUGAGCGAGGACAUGAAGGAGAUGAAAGCAGAAGUUGAUGCUGGGUUUACAGCCAUCUAUGAAAGCAUAGGAUCCCUCAGGCAAGUUCUCGAAGCCAAGAUGAAACUAGACAAGGACCAGCUACAGAAGCAAAUCCAACAGAUGCAGAAGCCAGAAGCUCCCAUGUGAGGGGAGUUGGGACAAAGACCUCAAAGGUGGUUUUGCCAGUGGGUCUGGGAGCUGGAUGCCUCUGUAGCCAGGUGGUCGUCGCAUUUGGGAUCGUUCUAUUCAUGGCGUGCAUGUGCCAAGAAAUGUGUGUUCAUGGGUCUAAAUGUUUACCUUGAGUCUUGAAAACACUCUAUCUUUAAAAAUAUUAAAUAUAAUUUUUACCACUUUA